AUGGCAAGUAGUAGUGGACCGAGUGGAGCUAGUGUGCCUGGUGGUCUUGAUGUGGAAUGGAAAUAUGCUCGUCCAAUAGAAGGCAAUAAGCAUGGCACCAUAUGCACAUUUUGUGAAUCCACAUUUAAAAGUGGUGGAAUUACACGGUUAAAGUAUCAUUUGGCCGGAUUUGAUCCACAUAAGAGUGUAAAGAAGUGCAAAGAAGUACCACCAGAUAUUAAUAAGGAGGUAAUUGCAUGGAUAAAGGAGAAAGAGUCUAGCAAAUAA
This is a messenger RNA of Prunus armeniaca (apricot), 267 nucleotides long. NCBI's taxonomy places the organism in Eukaryota, Viridiplantae, Streptophyta, Magnoliopsida, Rosales, Rosaceae. The record is from the annotation of a GenBank genome assembly.